Messenger RNA from Talpa occidentalis (Iberian mole), 3038 nucleotides. RefSeq names its product zinc finger protein 181-like. Bases 259 to 1932 code for a protein of 557 amino acids. NCBI's taxonomy places the organism in Eukaryota, Metazoa, Chordata, Mammalia, Eulipotyphla, Talpidae. The record is from RefSeq and is a predicted model, not a curated record. Gene Ontology annotation, biological process: negative regulation of transcription by RNA polymerase II. The transcript has 5 exons. Gene Ontology annotation, molecular function: DNA-binding transcription repressor activity, RNA polymerase II-specific.
CGCUGAGAGAUGCCUCUGCGGGGUGGGCUGCGCCCUCCGUCCCGCUCGCGGUAGCCUGAGCCUGGGGCGGGCUUCUCCGCGCUGGCGUCCGGGAGGCCUCCGGCCAGGGCCGUUCCGGUGUGUAACGGAGCUGCAAGAUAAGUCUGCUUUUUGGUGGCUGCUUUACUCCUGUUCUUGCUCUGCCUUCUCAGCACACCGCCUUUCUACAAGACAAGGGCCUGGAAGAGGAUUGUGUUGACUGUUGGAAAUUGCAAAGUCAUGUUUCAGGUGACGUUCAGUGAUGUGGCCAUCAACUUCUCUCACGAAGAGUGGGGAUGGCUAGAUUCUACUCAGAGGGAUUUAUACAAGGAUGUCAUGGUCCAGAAUUAUGAAAACCUACUCUCUGUAGCAGGUCUUCCCAUACCUAAGCCUUCUGUGAUUACUUUAUUGGAAGAUGGGCAAGAGCCUUGCAAGCUAGAGAAAAAACUGGCAGAAGAUUGGAAAUCAAGGUGGGAAAACAAGGAAUUAUCAACUAAGGAGGAUAUUUAUGAUGAAGACUCAUCCCAAAAAGUAUUAAUAGAAAAAACUGUAAAAGAAAGUCAUGAAUUUUCAAGUGUAAACAGUGACUGGGAAUAUAUGGAGAAGUUGGUAGGGAAGCACAAAAAUCAGGUAGAACAUUUCAGCCCGGUGACCCUCACUUUUAGAGAAAGUCCCACUGGGGAGAGUGUUUACAAAUACAACACAUUUAGGAGCAUCUUUCAUUUAAAGUCUAUUCUUUCUGAACCUCAGAGAAUGUCUGCUGAAGGCAGAUCACAUAAACAUGAGACAUUUAAGAAGACUGUACCCAAAAAGUUAGUCAUAAGAAAUGAGAAUAUCACUGGUAGUAGGAAACUUUUGAAUCCAAAUGAAAGUGUGGCCGGCUUCAGCCAGAGCGCGUCUCUUCCCCUUCACCAGACUUACAAUAGAGAGAAAAUCUAUACGUGUGGUGAGUGUGGGAAAGCCUUUGGCAAACAAUCAAUCCUGAAUCGCCACUGGAGAAUUCAUACAGGAGAGAAACCCUAUGAAUGUCUUGAGUGUGGGAAGACUUUCAGCCAUGGCUCAUCCCUUACGCGACACCAGAUAAGCCAUAGUGGGGAGAAGCCUUACAAAUGCCUUGAAUGUGGGAAGGCUUUCAGCCAUGUCUCAUCCCUCACUAAUCAUCAAAGCACUCACACUGGAGAGAAACCAUAUGAAUGUAUGAACUGUGGAAAAUCAUUUAGUCGUGUUUCACAUCUCAUCGAACACCUGAGAAUUCAUACUCAGGAAAAACUCUAUGAGUGUCGAAUAUGUGGGAAGGCGUUUAUUCAUAGGUCUUCUCUCAUUCACCAUCAGAAGAUUCACACUGGAGAGAAGCCUUAUGAGUGUAGUGAAUGUGGAAAAGCCUUUUGCUGUAGCUCACACCUUACUCGACAUCAAAGAAUUCACACGAUAGAGAAACAAUUCGAAUGCAACAAAUGUCUGAAGGUCUUUAGUAGCCUCCCAUUCCUUAUUCAGCAUCAGAGUAUUCAUACUGAAGAAAAACCCUUUGAAUGUCAGAAAUGCAGGAAAUCCUUCAACCAGCUUGAUUCACUGAAUAUGCAUUUGAGAAAUCACACUAGAUUGAAACCUUAUGAAUGUAGUAUAUGUGGGAAAGCCUUCAGUCAUAGGUCAUCCCUGCUUCAGCAUCACAGAAUUCAUACUGGAGAGAAACCCUAUGAAUGCAUUAAAUGUGGGAAGACCUUCAGCUGUAGUUCAAACCUUACUGUACAUCAAAGAAUUCAUACUGGAGAAAAGCCAUAUAAAUGUAAUGAAUGUGGGAAAGCGUUUAGCAAAGGCUCAAAUCUUACAGCCCAUCAGAAAAUACAUAAUGCAGAGAAACCCAGUAGUGCAAUAAGUGUGGAAGUGUUUAGGCCACGUGAAUCACUAUCUAUGUGAAAAAGCAUACCAGAGAAAACCUGUUUCAUAAAUGUAGAAUUUGUGAAAAUAUACUUUAGCCAUAAAUCUUCCCUGCUUCAACAUCAGAAAAUGUACACUGUAGGAAAGUCUUUGGAAUGUAAUGAAUAUUGAAAAGUUUUUAGUGAUGGUAUAAGUCUUAUUGUCCAUCAGAGUUCAUGCUGUAGAGAGAUCAUGUAAAGGCAAUAAAUGUGGGGAACCCAGUAUUAAUCCUUUAGCUGACAUUUAGUAAAUCCACAUGGGAAAAAAACCGUAUCUGUAACAAGCAUGAGAAAGACAUUAAGCAACAUGAAUCUCUUACACAAUGUGCAAAUACACAGUAGAAAAGCAAUAUGAAUAUAAAAAUUGUGAGAAGUCCUUCAGUUCAAGUGCAGCCCUCAUUCUAAAGAACUCACGCUAGAGGGAAACGUAAGAAAUGUAGCAAAAUGUUCCCUAUGAGUUUCUUAUCUUGCCAGACAGGAGACGGUUAAUUCUAGAACAACUCUGUAGGAAUUACGUGUAAAUCUUUCUUUGCAGUGAUGCCAUUUAUAAUCAGUUCUAUAGAAGAGCAAAUAAGCAUAUUAUAAAUCAAAAUGCUUUUCUUAAUAGCUGUUGCUUACAACUUUAUUCAGGAGUCCUACUCAGAAAUUAUCUUUAGCUAAUGGGCUGUGAAGAUAGACAGUCAUCUGUGGAUCCAGUAAAUGUUUCAAAAUGGUAAAUUAAAGCUGCAAAAGAAAUACAAAAAUGGUGUGAAUAAAAUUUUUGGUCUAAUAAAGUCAUUUUGUAUAUAAUGAACUUUCACUGUGAUACUGGUAUUUCUUACAAUUUUUUUUUACUGCUUCCCUCUUGAAGAAGUAGGACCAGCCUUAUUGGAUACCUUUGAUGAGAGAUACAAACUAGAGGAAAAUGCCCUCACCUCUGUGCUAAUAAUACCUUUUGUGUGUGUGUGAGAAUAAUUAUCACUUCCCUUCAGUUGGCUUAAUUCAUGCAUUUUAAUUUUUACCAGUGCUGUGAGAAUAUAACCAAGAAAUAACAGACUGUGAGUGAAGAGGCUUUUCUAUAAAUGUGCUUUUAGAUCUGAAUCCUAAAGAAUGAGUACUAAUUACGCA